Molecule: messenger RNA, 6450 nt
Organism: Lagopus muta (rock ptarmigan)
Lineage: Eukaryota; Metazoa; Chordata; Aves; Galliformes; Phasianidae
Gene: TBC1D22B
Product: TBC1 domain family member 22B
Exons: 15
Coding region: 3487-5043 (518 amino acids)
Biological process (GO): activation of GTPase activity
Molecular function (GO): GTPase activator activity
Source: RefSeq, a predicted model, not a curated record
GCCCGCUGUCUGGCUGGCCGCCGGGCCCGGCCCUGCGUAGCUCCGUUAUGGCGGCUGAGAGCGGGCGGCAGUUCUGGAAGCGGAGCGCCAAGCUGCCGGGCAGGGGUCGUGGUGCUGAUGGUUGCACUUGGUGAUCUUGGAGGUCUUUUCCAACCGUAAUGAUUCUGUGACAUCCGUUGGACUGGAGAGGCAGCCUAAGUUUGUGGCAACUAAAGAGAAAGCACUUGAGUACUGUGCAUCCCUCCUCUCUCUCCUGUGGGAGGAUGGUGCUGUGCGGUCCCCAGGUUGCUCUGGUCCCUGCGAUCCCAUCCCUGGAUGUUGUGCUGGGCUCUGCUGCCAGCACCUCUCUUGCACAGAUGAUGACUUUAGAGCCAGCUUGGAAAGUUCAAACCAGGUGAACCGGUCUGGGAGGCAGUUCCUGCACAGACAAUGCGCUCGACAUCAAGGCUUGUCAGAGCUCUCCCCUCCUAACAGACAAUGGAAAAUACCCUGUCCUGUGUUGUGGAGGAAGCUCGUUACCAGUUCCGUAUGCUCUGUGUGCCAGUCCUUUCCAGACAUUCUUACUAAUAAAUUGUUUCAUGUCUCCGGGGCUGCCUUGCAUCUUUUGCACUGGGAGUUCUCAACCUUGGGAUUCUUUUGGGGUGUGCUGGCAGGUUGGUCUGGUGUGUUGUCCUGUGUGAUGCAUUGUUUAUUUCCUGCCAUAUAGAGAGUUGAGUAGUAAGGCAUCAGUGUGUGUGUUGUUUAAAUGCUCUUUUAAAAAAGGGAGAAGCUGAGAGAGUCUGCUGGGAAUAAAACAUCUUCAGUCUCUGCAGUUGCCCUAACAUGCUGAAGAUGUGCUGCAGUGCCCAUAACCUGAGCCCUGCCACGAUCUGCCCGUAAGAGGUGUAACGCAGGUUCCACAGCAGAGCUCAGGCACAGAUUGCAUCAGGCACUGGGUAGGGAGGUGAUGGGAAGUACCUUGUCCCACCGAGCUCUAAAGUAGGACAGGGGACUUGUGCUGUCAGUCUGGGAGCACAGCAUCAGCACAGGUCUCAACUCCUGACUCGGUGGUAUUUGCUAACACAUGGUGCUUGCCGUGAGCUUUCCAUGUGUGCAAAAGUCAGAGUUAAGCUUGGAGACAGCCAGUUCAUCUAAAUGAUGCACUAGGGAGAGCCAGGCGAGUGAAUAAAUGAAGUAUUUACUGGUUGCCAUUUGCUGCCCUGCCUCUGUUUUCUGAGCUGUAGCAGUGGGAUCUGCUGAUGCAGCUUUGUGAGGCACUUUAAGAUGCGCUGAGAGUCAGUGAUGGGCUGAGCUGGAGGAGCAGGAUCAGGCACUGAGUCUGCUCAGGUUCUGUGGUGCAAAGUUGCCAUCUGGCAGCUGUGAAGGUGUGUGCAUGUCUCAGGUCACCUGUUGCAUGUCUCGGAGUAUUUGCUCUGCUUCCUUUCCAGCUUGCUUUUUAUGUACAUGUAUAUAUUUAUAUACAAACGUAUGUGGGAUGGUGGUACUCAGCUGUACCUGUCACCUUCAGCUGCCUGUGUGGGAGCUCCAGCAGAUGUGCUGUGCAAUGGAUCAGCCUGGGAUGCUUCACCUGUGGGAGCCUGGGCUCUUCACAGAAGAUCUGCCUAGGAUGGAACACUGCUGUUGUGUCAGCCGUUAGCAGCUGCAGCAGCAUCUGAUUGCUUCAGAGCAUCAGGAAGGGAUUUCUUCAUGCACUGCUGGCUCCCGCAUCCCCUAUUCUGACUGUUCAUUUUGCUGAUGAGCAUCACACAGACCCACGUGUGGUUUUCGUCCCUUCAUGUGGGAGUCAGGUCAUGUACCUGUUGGUAGCAUGUGGAUGUUCCUGGGCAAUGCUGGUCCCCUCACAGGGAAGAGCAGUGCUGUGACUGUUGUUAGAAGGUGUUGUGAGCUUGGAAAGACUCUGCAGGCUCCUCUCCUGUGGGGAGCUGCCAUGAGUCAUUUGGAAACAGCUUUUUUUAACCCCAGUAAUCUUUUUGCUCUGCCCACCCGUGAGUUUGCCUCUGUUUAAUAGCUGUCCUGACUGCUCAAUGCUAAUUACUCAGAAGACUCUUUGCUAGCCCUGACUGGAGGUGUGCCAACACAGGGAGCCUUUCAGCACUUCCAGCAGCCGCCCUUUGCAGCUAGAGCCCACCCCUCUUUGGCCUCUCUGUGUUGUGGCUGUUCCCAGCCUCUGCCCUGGGUCUCCAUGCCUCUCCCUUCCAGAUGGACCUGUUGCUGUCACUUCCCUGGCACCCACUUGUCCUUUGCUGGCUCUCCAACUGCACCAGGCUGUGAUCUUCCCCCUGCCACAGCCAGACUCCAUCUGAGGCUCCCGGAAAGCCCCAGUGACCUGAGGGAAGCCUGUCCUUUGUGUGCCAGCUCUGAAUCUGCCCUUGUCUCUGCCGUGGGAUGUGGGGCUGUGCUGUGUAGUGGGGCUGCAGAGGGCUGGUUGUGUCCAGAGCUCCAAGUGUGACUUUUGGGGUGGCACGGCUGUGAAUAGUUUCCCAAACUGAGGUAAUAACUGAGGAUCUCUGUCUCACUUCCCCAGCCUGUAAAACUAGCGAUGAGUGGUGUCUGUUAGCUCCUUUUUGAGGCAGUGCUCCCCUGCAGUGCCAACAGCCCCCGGGCUCUCUGUGCCCUGGAGCACUUGCCCAGCUCCACAGGGGCUGAGCCAUGACUUGUUCCAGACCACAUAGGAAGUGGUUGGUUAAGCUGGGAUUUGGACCUGCAUCAAACCUUGUACUGGAGGCUGCUUUGUUGUAACGUUGGCUGCAAGCCUGAGUGCCAGUGUGGGGCAAACCCUCAGUGCUGAGGAGUCCCAGUGUUGCUGGAUAGAGUCCUUCCCUAUUGUGGAGGGCUCAGAGGUGUGGAUUCUCUAACCCAGACAACUUUUGGAUGAAAAAGAGAAUGAAUGUCAGUGCUUGUGGCAGGUGGCUGAAAUGAGCAGAGAGCAGAUCUGUGCUCGAGGAAGCACAUCCCAAUUCAGGCUGGCAAGAGCCUAGGAAUUUAAACAAAGCUUCUCUUUGCUGCUGCAAAGAACAAAUCUUCAGCUAAUUGUGGCUCUUUGGAUCUAAGGUUUUGAAGGCAGAAGCUUACAGGAGUUGAUUUUGGUCUGUAUUUGGAUCCCAACAGCGUGCAAGAGGUGUUACCCCAGUCCAGGCUGAGCAGACCAUCCGUGGGUGCCCUGAGAUAUUUUGCACUGUCUCUUUCUUUUUCCCUCCCUGCAGCAUUCAGCCUGUCUAUGGAGCACAGCAUCCUCCACUGGAUUCCCGCCUCACCAAAAACAGGAAGAGGCAGCACUGAUCUGCGUGGCCUCCUUGUCCCUAUCUCGUGCCGUGCAGCAGUGAACGUUCCUGUCCAUGACGCUUCAGCUGGUGGACUUUGACUCCUGCUGCUUAAGGGUAAAUGGAAAGGCUCCUCCUGCACCUGAGAAAAGAAACAGCCUGGUCUGUCUGCUGGGAGUGACUACAGCUGUGCCGGGAGCUUCCAGGAGCAUAGGCUGGUUCUGGCAUGCCUCUCUCCAGCUUCAUCAAGGACCGCUCCAAAGCCAACGUGCUGCCUGUGAAAAGUAAGAAGGCCUCCAGCUUUCAUGAGUUUGCCCGCAGCACCAGUGAUGCCUGGGACAUCGGUGAUGAUGAAGAUGAAGACUUCACUUCCUCUUCUUCCUCUUUGCAAACUUUGAACUCUAAAGUGGCCAAGGCCACAGCUGCGCAGGUCCUGGAGAACCACAGCAAAAUGCGGGUGAAACCUGAGAGGACCCAGCCUGCUCUCAGUGACGUGCCCACCAACUGCAAGGUCAACAAGUCCAGCAGCGAGGCCCAGCUCUCCAGGAUGUCUGAGGAGACCUGUGUGCGGACCCCCCUCCAGAAGCAGCAGUCCCUCCCCCUUCGGCCUGUCAUUCCACUUGUUGCCCGAAUCUCCGACCAGAAUGCGUCGGGUGCUCCCCCCAUGACGGUGAGGGAGAAAACCCGCCUGGAGAAAUUUCGGCAGCUCCUUUCCAGCCAUAACACAGACCUGGAUGAGCUGAGGAAAUGCAGCUGGCCUGGCGUGCCCAGAGAGGUCCGGCCUGUGACAUGGCGUCUCCUCUCAGGUUAUCUCCCUGCAAACAUGGAGCGUCGGAAGCUAACCUUACAGCGCAAGCGGGAGGAGUACUUUGGCUUCAUCCAGCAGUACUACGACUCCCGGAAUGAGGAGCACCAUCAGGACACGUACCGACAGAUUCACAUCGACAUUCCAAGGACCAACCCACUCAUCCCCCUCUUUCAGCAGCCGCUUGUCCAGGAGAUCUUUGAAAGAAUCCUGUUUAUAUGGGCCAUUCGACACCCAGCCAGUGGCUAUGUACAGGGAAUCAAUGACCUGGUCACUCCAUUCUUUGUUGUGUUCCUCUCUGAAUAUGUUGAAGAGGACGUGGAGAACUUUGAUGUGACAAACUUGUCACAGGAUGUUUUACGGAGCAUCGAAGCUGAUAGUUUCUGGUGCAUGAGCAAGCUGCUGGAUGGGAUACAGGAUAACUACACCUUUGCACAGCCAGGGAUCCAGAAGAAAGUCAAAGCUCUGGAGGAGCUUGUGAGCCGGAUUGAUGAGCAGGUACAUAAUCACUUUAGGAAGUACGAAGUUGAAUACCUGCAGUUUGCCUUUCGUUGGAUGAACAAUCUGCUCAUGAGGGAGCUGCCUCUUCGCUGCACAAUCCGCCUUUGGGACACCUACCAGUCAGAGCCAGAGGGGUUCUCGCAUUUCCACCUCUAUGUCUGUGCCGCCUUCUUGAUCAAGUGGCGGAAGGAGAUCCUGGAUGAGGAAGACUUCCAGGGCAGAGGACUGAACGGUUGGACAAAUACCAGCUCUUUCCUAGGUUUGAGCUUUGGGCGCAGUGAGUCCUACAGUGGCUGCCUUUUGCUGUCUGAUUGUAACACUGGAUGGGAGCACCCUUUCUUGCAAGAGGGCCUUCUAAUGUUGUUACAAAACCUGCCGACGAUACACUGGGGCAAUGAAGAAAUCGGGCUCCUCCUUGCUGAAGCCUACAGACUCAAGUACAUGUUUGCAGACGCUCCCAAUCAUUACCGCCGAUAGGUGCCAGGACUCAACUCCCUCCUCUGCCCACCUCCUCCUCCUGGCCCAUCUGAUCACUGUGGCAUUUUGUCAUCCACGUCCUCGGAUGCUUCAGCUGGGAACUGCUCUUCGCUGUACAAAGCUCACGUUGACUCAACUCUUCUGCGUGCCUGUCUGCCACUCCACACACCUGGAUGUGCCACUCCAACCACUGUCAGUAUUUCACUCUGUGCUGGGGGCCUGAGCCAGGGAGAGAAGCUUGAAGGGGCAGGGGACAGCUCUACAGAUAACUGAGCUCUCCCAGCCCUGCCUUGGGCUUGUCCAGCUGCUGAUUGCCUUGCUAUGCUGUGACACGUUUGCCCACUGCUGCACCUGUGUACACACAUGCUCGUGCCUCACAUGUGUGUGCUGCCCCGUCUGCUCCCUUCUCUCUUCAGCUGCAGUUUGAUCCAGCUCCCAGACAAAAAUGCCUUAUCAGUGACUGGCUGGAGAACUUCCCUGGGGCUGCAGGGCGAGAAGUUUCUCAGGGCCCAGCUUCAUUCCUCAAGCCUUCUGGGAUCACGAGGGAGCUGCUCCCACCUGCCCUCUCCUCUCCCUCCUCUUUGCCUUUCUUCAGGUGUGAGACAGCGUGGUGGGCACGGUGGGGGUUAACCCCCCCAUGUGCUCUGCAUGAUGCACACCGCUGUGACGAGACGCUCUGAUGUGCCAUCGGCGUGAGGGCAGCAGGGGGACUUCUGAAACUCCUUGCACAGCCCCCACUCUUCCGAGGCGUUCUGUGUAUAUUGUGUUCUUGUGUAUAUGGGUCAGAGAUGUACAAUAUAUGUCCUCCAUUUGUAGCAGAUAUGAUUUUAUAUUUAUAACGUGGGUCCCUCGUUCUCCCUGUCCUCUCCAUGGCCUCCCACCUCCCCUCUGGAUUGGGGUGAAGUCAGAGCCACGGGUAUUUCUGCCCUGACAUGUUUGGAGUGUUGAGUUUGUCAGGAAGGUGUGUGUCAGAAACGUGUAUCUCGAGGCUUCCCCUGCAACGAGGAGUGUGGGAGUUGGAAGGGGAUGGGAGCUGAGAGCAGGUUGAGGAGAUACAGGGUAUGGUGCUGCAGGGCACCAUGGUGCCAGUGCCACCAGUGGGCUCUUGGGCACCAAAGAUCCCCAGUGCGGUGCUGGCUGUGCCUACUGCUCCCUACAGUGCGGAUGCAUCCUCCGAGAGAACGCAGCCAGAAACCACCCUGGGUUCUUAAAUGAAACCAAUUGUGAAUGUUUUAUCAGGCUGGUUUCCUUCUGUCUCCCUCCUGCGGAGGGCUGCAGGGGGGGGAGAAAUAUGACCCCACAUUUCUUGGGGCAGAACAUGGAGGUGCCCUGUGGGAAGGGGCAGCAGGGGCUGAGCAUGUGAAAAGCAGAGCCUUGUUGCCAAUAAAACUCCAGUGUCUCAAGAAA